Messenger RNA from Penicillium oxalicum, 843 nucleotides. RefSeq lists its product as uncharacterized. The record is from RefSeq and is a predicted model, not a curated record. Gene Ontology annotation, biological process: iron ion transport; copper ion import; intracellular iron ion homeostasis. Lineage: Eukaryota; Fungi; Ascomycota; Eurotiomycetes; Eurotiales; Aspergillaceae. The coding region runs from base 1 to 843 and encodes 280 amino acids. The transcript is spliced from 2 exons. Gene Ontology annotation, cellular component: plasma membrane. Gene Ontology annotation, molecular function: ferric-chelate reductase activity.
AUGUCUACAACCGAAGCUUCGAUCUUCAUAACUCCGCGGUAUAUUUUCCCUAUCAUAGCAGGGGGAUCUCUCAUUCUGAUUGUUCCGGUCACGUGCGCGGCAAUACGAACACGACAUGUGCAGUUCGCUUUGAAAUGCCAUUAUUUGCUUGCGGUAGUAGCCACAUCUACCCUUGGAUAUCAUCUCCUGAAACAACAAUCUCUGUAUCGUUGGGUCUUAUUAGGUGCUCUCUGCCUCUGGGCUGUGACAAGUCUCACCGUCUCUAUAUCCACUGUGUGGUCUCGGAAGCCAUGGCGACACGAUAGACAAGAAGUGUCUAUGAACGCAUCUAAUGGUCUUCUUUGGCUUGAAGUUGAUCUACCUCCUACUUGGGCUGUACAACCUGGUCAAUAUGUGCAGCUCUGGAUGCCAAGUGCCGGCAUUCGCGCCGGUCUGCAACUGCCCAUCUUCUAUGUGGCAGUAUGCAAAAAGGAUGGCGCGUAUAAGAUCGCACGGAUGGUGGCUCGUUCCCGCUCUGGUAUUAUUCGAAAGCUUUACGACAGGAAUCUCGCUUCUCCACGCGUCAAUCGAAUCCCAGUCACUGUGCUCGGACCAUAUGGGCGCCCGGAAAACCUGCUCCGGUUCGGGACCGUUGUGUUAGUCGUAGAGGACGUUGGCUUUUUUCGAGCUCUCUCGUACAUAGAGAUGUUAGUCAAGGCUAGCGUGCAACGGAAAGCGCUGGUACGGAAACUGGAGAUUUUGUGGCAAGAUGACGGGGAAUCGAGUGAGUCGUCGACUUGUGUUCCUAAGUGGUCGCUUGGUAUAUCUGCUGACUUGGGGUUGGAGACUAUCCGCCAUGGGUGA